AUGGGAUACCGAAGAAGGCUAAAUCUCGACUACACUUAUGGGGAAGACAAUGUCAGAGAAGACGCUGCACCUCACAGCACCAACAAGGGCGUUAAUGUUACAGUUAGCACAGACACUAAUGCUACCACUAGCAUAGACACUGCUACCACUAGCACAGACACUAAUGCCGACAGCAACACUACCGCCAAUGCCACUCCACAACGGUAUUUGAGCUACUCCGACUUUCUCAAUCGCAACGACUACGACACCGGCGGGUACCGACGCGACGACACAGACGACUUUGCCCAGCUGGACUCCAGAGGGUGGUGUUUGCUCAUUGGGUAUAUUCUCGUCCGUGUCUGCUCGCCCCUUCUGCUGGUGGCGCAUGCGCUCGUUCUCGGCCUGGUGCUGUGGCGAGUCCAUCAUUUCGAUCUCACGAAUCUACAGCGAGAAAUGCCGCCUGCGUGUGGCGCAUUGGCCGUGCACGUGUUCUGGGUCCAUCUUGUUGCAAAGCUGCUUUUUAGGGAAAACUACUACAAGCGCAGAAAGUGA
Molecule: messenger RNA, 531 nt
Organism: Pichia kudriavzevii
Lineage: Eukaryota; Fungi; Ascomycota; Pichiomycetes; Pichiales; Pichiaceae
Exons: 1
Coding region: 1-531 (176 amino acids)
Source: RefSeq, a predicted model, not a curated record